Messenger RNA from Dipodomys spectabilis (banner-tailed kangaroo rat), 1751 nucleotides. It is a transcript of the gene Dnai2, whose product is annotated as dynein axonemal intermediate chain 2. Gene Ontology annotation, cellular component: outer dynein arm. Gene Ontology annotation, biological process: cilium movement; outer dynein arm assembly. Bases 15 to 1751 code for a protein of 578 amino acids. The record is from RefSeq and is a predicted model, not a curated record. The transcript has 11 exons. Lineage: Eukaryota; Metazoa; Chordata; Mammalia; Rodentia; Heteromyidae. Gene Ontology annotation, molecular function: dynein light chain binding; dynein heavy chain binding.
CAGCAGCUGUUGCCAUGGAGAUUGUGUACGUGUAUCUCAAGAAGCGCAGUGAGUUUGGGAAGCAAUGCAACUUCUCAGACCGCCAGGCCGAGCUCAACAUCGACAUCACGCCCAACCCGGACCUGGCCUUGCAGUUCGUGGAGCGCAACCCAGUGGACAAGGGCAUCCAGUGCUCCGCCAGCAUGUCAGAGCACGAGGCCAAUACAGAGCGCUUCGAGAUGGAGACCCGGGGGGUUAAUCACGUCGAGGGGGGCUGGCCCAAGGACGUGAACCCCCUGGAGCUGGAGCAGACCAUCCGAUUCCGCAAGAAAGUGGAGAAGGAUGAGAACUACAUCAACGCCAUCAUGCAGCUGGGCUGCAUCAUGGAGCACUGCAUCAAGCAGAACAAUGCCAUCAACAUUUACGAGGAGUAUUUCGAUGACGAGGAAGCUGUGGAGGUGACGGAGGAGGCCCCUUCAGCCAAAACACUCAAUGUCUUCAGGGACCCUCAAGAAAUCAAGCGGACAGCCACGCACCUCUCCUGGCACCCAGAUGGCAACAGGAAGUUGGCAGUGGCGUACUCGUGCCUGGAUUUCCAGCGAGUGCCUGAGGACAUGAGCUAUGAAUCCUAUAUCUGGGACCUGGAAAACCCCAAUAGGCCUGAGAUUGCCUUGAAGCCCUCCUCUCCGCUCGUCACCUUGGAGUACAACCCCAAAGACACCCACGUGCUCCUGGGGGGCUGUUACAAUGGGCAGAUAGCCUUCUGGGACACACGCAAGGGCAGCCUGGUGGCAGAGCUGUCCACCAUCGAGUUUAGCCACCGAGAUCCUGUGUACGGCAGUAUCUGGCUGCAGUCGAAGACAGGCACUGAAUGUUUCUCGGCUUCCACAGAUGGGCAGGUCAUGUGGUGGGACAUCCGAAAGAUAAGUGAGCCCACCGAGGUUGUGAUCAUGGACAUCACCAGAAAGGAGAAUCUGGAAAAUGCCUUGGGUGCCAUCUCCCUGGAGUUCGAGUCUACGUUGCCAACCAAGUUCAUGGUGGGCACUGAGCAGGGGAUCGUCAUUUCCUGCAACCGCAAGGCCAAGACCCCCGCGGAAAAGAUUGUAUGUACCUUCUCCGGCCACCAUGGCCCCAUCUACGCCCUCCAGAGGAACCCCUUCUACCCCAAGAACUUCCUGACCGUCGGUGACUGGACAGCCCGAAUCUGGUCCGAAGAUAGCCGGGAGUCAUCCAUUAUGUGGACCAAAUACCACAUGGCUUACCUCACCGAUGGAGCCUGGAGCCCUGUGAGGCCGGCAGUUUUUUUCACUACCAAGAUGGAUGGGACCCUGGACAUCUGGGACAUUGUGUUCAAGCAGUGUGACCCUGCCCUCAGCCUGAAGGUGUGUGACGAGGCCCUCUUCUGCCUCCGGGUGCAGGACAAUGGGUGUCUCAUUGCCUGUGGCUCCCAGCUGGGGACAACCACCCUUCUGGAAGUUUCCAGCGGACUCUCCACCCUCCAGAGGAAUGAGAAGAACAUAGCUUCCUCCAUAUUUGAGCGGGAGACCCGGCGAGAGAAGAUUCUGGAAGCCAGGCAACGAGAGAUGCGGCUGAAGGAGAAAGGCAAAGCCGAGAGCAAGGAUGAUGACCACAAGGAUGAAGAGAUGGGCAUAAACUUGGAUGAACUGGUCAUCACGGCUGAAGAGGAGUUCCUCAGUGUCAUCCAGUCAGAGAUGAAGAGGAAGGAGGUGGAGGCCAUGAAGAAGAAGGCAAGGGCUGGGAAUUUGGCUUAG